AUGGAAGACACAACAGUUACUGAAAAAAGGUCUGCAAAAGAAAGAGGUGCAGACAUAAACGACAUCACAAACAAUGAAGUGGAUUAUGACCAAUUGCUCUCCUCGGCUGGCAAAUUCGGUCGAUAUCAAUGGUUUUUAUUCUUCUCUACGUGUCCGUUCUACAUAUUUAGCACAUUUUCCUAUUUUUCACAAAUGUUCAUGACGGAACCGUCACCAAACCACUGGUGCUGGAUUCCAGAGUUGGCGAAUCUGACUGAACUGGGGCGAAGAAAUUUAGCAAUCCCAAGAGAUGAAAGUGCACGUUUUGGCUAUUCACAGUGUAAAGCCUACAUAGCUAAUUGGAGUGCGGUUUUAAUAAGUGGAAUAACACCCAACGAGUCUUGGCCAACUGAAAAAUGUCAACACGGAUGGGAAUUCAAUAAGACCGAAAUACCUUAUCCUACUGUUUCCAGUGAGUGGGGAUGGGUAUGUGACAAGGACAGUUACCAAGCUACUGCGCAAUCAAUUUUCUUUCUUGGGUCGAUUGUAGGGGGUUUUCUGAUUGGCUGGGUGGCCGAUCGUUUUGGAAGAAUUCCGGCAGCUGUUUCCGCUAAUAUGAUCGGUUGUGUAGCGGGGGUGGUCACUAUUUUUGCAAGAAACUUCAUAGAAUUUAGUGUAUGCAGAUUUUUGAUGGGUAUGUCUUACGAUAAUUGUUUGAUGAUGAUUUACCUUUUGGUACUUGAAUAUGUGGCACCCAAAUACAGAACCAUUAUAGCGAAUAUGCCUUUCGCCAUAUUCUUUACUCUGGGUUUAACGAUAUUACCUUGGAUUUCUUUAGCUUGUGGCCAUUGGAAAACAAUAAGUUUAGCUACCAGUAUUCCUAUGGCACUAUCUUUACUAACGCCGCUAUUAGUUCCUGAAAGUCCGAGGUGGUUACUCUCAAAAGGUCGCAUCGAUGAAGCUAUAUACAAAAUUGUAAACAUCGGACGAGUUAAUAAAAAAGAGGUACCCUCGAAACUAAUAGAGCAGUUUAGACUAUCAUUAUCCAGAGAAAAAAAGAUAAAAAAUGUAAGCUGCAUCGAAUUACUCAAAAGACCUUCACUAAGAAAGAUUUUUAUUUGCAUGUGCUUGGUAUACAUGAGCUGUAUGAUUGUUUAUGACGCUUUGGUUAGAAGUAUAGGUAGUUUAGGAUUCGACUUUUUCUUGUCAUUUUCUUUUCUAUCAUUAACGGAGCUUCCGUCCUUGGUAAUAGUGUCCUUUGUUUUAGAUUUAAUUGGUCGAAAGUGGUUAAGCAUUAUUUCUUUUAUUGUAAGCUGCAUUUUUAGUGUUACUAUAGCCUUCGUUGGUGGUGGAUUACCAUCCGUACUAUGUGCUAUUGCUGCUAGGUUUUUCGUUAAUAUGGCUUGUAAUACUGCUAUUCAAUGGGGAGCGGAGAUGUUGCCUACAUCAGUCAGAGGAUCAGGUGCUUCGAUUAUACAUAUCUGUGGUUAUGUUGCCACUGUUAUUUCUCCAUAUAUUGUGUAUUUAGAGAAUUUUAUAACUUGGCUUCCUUUUGUUAUAGUAGGUGCCAUAGCAGCAUUAGGUGCAGUGCUUUCUUUAGCAUUACCAGAAACAGCUGGAAGAGAUAUGCCACAAACAUUUGAAGAUGCAGACGAAUUGGUAAGAAACCAAAAGUUAUUUGACGUUCCAUUUUUACAAAGGAAAAAGGUUGUCGAUGGUGGCUACGUCAACUCUUCCUUCCAAUCGAACUAA
Parnassius mnemosyne (clouded apollo) is the source of this 1731-nucleotide messenger RNA. The record is from the annotation of a GenBank genome assembly. NCBI's taxonomy places the organism in Eukaryota, Metazoa, Arthropoda, Insecta, Lepidoptera, Papilionidae.